This is a messenger RNA of Paraglomus brasilianum, 132 nucleotides long. Lineage: Eukaryota; Fungi; Glomeromycota; Glomeromycetes; Paraglomerales; Paraglomeraceae. The record is from the annotation of a GenBank genome assembly.
CAACUUGCUAAAGCCACACCCACAUCAAAACGGGUAUUGAAUGAGCAGGAGGACUUGGAUGCCGGCGCUGAGGAUGAGCGAGAGGAAGGCGAAGACGGGAGAAACCCAAUUCGACUACGCGUAUGGCAUGAG